This is a messenger RNA of Hemisphaericaspora subhashii, 573 nucleotides long. RefSeq lists its product as uncharacterized. NCBI's taxonomy places the organism in Eukaryota, Fungi, Ascomycota, Pichiomycetes, Serinales, Debaryomycetaceae. Bases 1 to 573 code for a protein of 190 amino acids. The transcript has a single exon. The record is from RefSeq and is a predicted model, not a curated record.
AUGUCAUUCAAAUCAAACUCAUCUAAAUUCCAAGCGGAAUCGACUGUAAAUAAAUUAUUUGCAAAUAUCCUACAAACCACCCCUUCCCAGAUCCAAUCGUCAUCGUCGACCUCUAGCUCAUCGCUUUCCACCACUCAGAUCCUUUCACAACAAUUCAACCAUGAUAACACAAAGGACAUAAAAAAGAAGAGAAAGACCAGCGGUAGGAUAAAAAAGGCAAGCGAGACGGAUAAGAAGUUUAAAAAAUUCAUAAAAUAUACAAUGAUCAAAGAGAGAAAAGAGCAUACCCCUGAAGAAAAGAAAUACUUGAAGAAAUUGGUAAAAAAGAACAUAAACCAUCUUCAACAAUUUUCAAAAGUAGAUGAUCUUGAGAUUGAAGAUGAAUUAGCAGAAGUGAAACUGGGUCUAUUGGAGAAUUUACACAAGCCGGCUCAUAAACGAUUAAGAAAGAAGAGAAUCGUACAUAAGUCCAAGGACUUUGAUGAUUUUGAUAUUACUGGUAAGGGAAAGAACACCCCUGGUUUAACGCCAGGAUUGGCACCUGUAGAUUAUAACGAAUCUGACUCGGAAUAG